AUGGCUUUGAACCCUUCAGUCAAUGUGUCGAAUAUACAAGCCGCGACUUCUGACCUCUGGUUAUUGAUGAAUUCUCAAUGGCGCCGUGUCAAUAGAGUUUAUAGAGCUCCUCAAAUUCGCAGACAGCACACCGAAGCGUCACCGGCAUCAGUCAAGUCUCCUUCACUCCCAGAAGCGUUGCAAUCGGUGCCUAUCGACAAGAUGAGAUCUCAACUCGUGCUGGGCCAGAUCUAUCGAAGACCAACAUUCGAACAAAACACGUUAAGAACAGCAAGCUUGCUUGUUCGAGCAAGUAAUUCUGUCCACUCUACUCGAAACUACUCGUCCUUAUCAAGUAUUGGCAUCAAAGGAUUUCGCAAGCCAAACGUAUUGAUGCUUCCCAGGGUCGAACAACAAAGGUCAUUCUUUGGAGGACUAUCACAGAACUUCCUUGCGCAGAAGGAAAGGGCGGCGAAUAGCAACCCCGGUAGUGCCAAUGCUCAGAAUACGUUUUACCAAGCUCUUCUACGCGCAAACAUGCCUGCUAUCAUCGUCGAACGCUAUCGAACCGGUCGAUUUGCCAGCAACCCGGCUACAGAGGCUAUCUAUCUCAAAGCUCUCCAACAAAUUGGCGGGGAUGGCGCAGUUCAAGGAUCAUUUGCAAGCGGAAGCCAGGGACUAGACUCUGAGCAGUUGCAGUCUGUUGGACAGGCUGUAGCAGCCCGCACUCAUGGGAGUCAGGUCGGCGUUUCAACAAAGCAAGCAGGAACUGGCGCAAAGGAGUCCCCGUUGUAUGUUGUGGUUGAGGAAUCUCUAGGUAGCUCCGUCUUCCGCUGGGUGAAAUUCCUUCUCUACUUUGGCUUCUUUACAUACAUGUCUCUUGUGUUGAUCACUAUUUUGGUUGAAACGACUGGCGUUUUGAAGAACGUCCGGGGAACCCAGACAAACGAAGCUACACCUCAACAACAGAAGGUUCGUUUCAGCGACGUCCACGGUUGUGAUGAAGCCAAGGAUGAACUGCAGGAAGUGGUCGAAUUCUUGUUGAACCCCGAACGAUUCUCUACCUUGGGUGGCAAACUGCCAAAGGGCGUUCUCUUGGUUGGGCCUCCUGGUACCGGAAAAACGCUGCUUGCUCGUGCCGUCGCUGGAGAGGCUGGCGUACCUUUCUUCUACAUGUCUGGAUCUGAGUUUGACGAAGUUUACGUUGGUGUUGGUGCUAAGCGUGUGCGGGAUCUCUUCGCUCAAGCUCGCGCAAAGGCCCCUGCCAUCAUCUUCAUUGAUGAGUUGGACGCCAUAGGUGCCAAGAGAAACGAACGUGAUGCGGCAUAUGUCAAACAGACAUUGAACCAGCUUCUGACUGAAUUGGAUGGCUUUUCACAAACUAGCGGUGUUAUCAUUCUUGCGGCAACCAAUUAUCCUCAGCUACUUGAUAAGGCCUUGACCCGUCCUGGCCGAUUUGAUCGUCGAGUAGUCGUUGGUCUUCCCGAUGUGAGAGGCCGUAUGGAAAUUCUAAAGCAUCACAUGAAGGGCGUACAAACCAGUACCGAUGUUGAUGUUGCCGUUAUCGCACGUGGCACUCCCGGUUUCUCUGGUGCUGAUCUAGAGAAUCUCGUCAACCAAGCAGCUGUCCACGCCAGCCGACACAAAGAAGACAGAGUAGGGCCAAAGGACUUUGACUGGGCUAAGGAUAAAAUCAUGAUGGGAGCAGAGGCUCGCAGUCGUAUCAUUCAAGAUAAAGACAAACUGCUUACUGCCUAUCAUGAAGCCGGUCAUGCUCUGGUUGCCUACUUUUCUCCAUCUGCUACUCCUCUUUAUAAGAUUACCAUUGUCCCUCGUGGCAUGGCGUUGGGUAUUACUCAUUUCCUGCCUGAAAUGGAUAUGGUGUCUAGAAACUAUGUGGAGUAUUUGUCAGACAUUGAUGUUGCUAUGGGUGGCAAGGCUGCUGAGGAAUUGGUUUUUGGACCUGAUAAGGUGACCAGUGGUAUUUCAGCAGACAUUCAAUCGGCCACAGAGACAGCAUUCACACUUGUUACGCAAUUCGGUUAUUCCAAGAAGCUAGGAAACGUCGACCUAUCAACAAACUACGACAAGCUAUCGUCAGAAACCAAACAAGAAAUCGAGGCCGAAAUCAGACGCCUUGUCGAAGAAGGUCGAUCUCGUGCUACCAAGAUUCUGACUGAGAAACGGAAGGAAUUGGAGUUGCUCACCAAAGCGCUAAUCGAGUACGAGACGCUCACCAAAGAGGAGAUGGAAAAAGUUCUCAGGGGCGAGAAACUCGACAAGAUGCAGUCCACGCCAUCGGCGCCACUCAAAUUGCCAGAAGCGCUGGCUGGAGCGAGACUGAGUCCAAUAACUCAGGCUCCUGAGCCUGAAACGACCGCGAAAUAG
Talaromyces marneffei is the source of this 2367-nucleotide messenger RNA. RefSeq lists its product as uncharacterized. Gene Ontology annotation, cellular component: mitochondrial inner membrane. NCBI's taxonomy places the organism in Eukaryota, Fungi, Ascomycota, Eurotiomycetes, Eurotiales, Trichocomaceae. The coding region runs from base 1 to 2367 and encodes 788 amino acids. The record is from RefSeq and is a predicted model, not a curated record. The transcript has 4 exons. Gene Ontology annotation, molecular function: metalloendopeptidase activity; ATP hydrolysis activity; ATP binding. Gene Ontology annotation, biological process: protein quality control for misfolded or incompletely synthesized proteins; mitochondrion organization.